This is a messenger RNA of Stegostoma tigrinum, 2513 nucleotides long. It is a transcript of the gene prss56, whose product is annotated as serine protease 56. Gene Ontology annotation, biological process: proteolysis. Gene Ontology annotation, molecular function: serine-type endopeptidase activity. The record is from RefSeq and is a predicted model, not a curated record. Lineage: Eukaryota; Metazoa; Chordata; Chondrichthyes; Orectolobiformes; Stegostomatidae. The transcript has 17 exons. Bases 105 to 2513 code for a protein of 802 amino acids.
ACUUCAGCCACAAAUAAUAAGAAUUAUUUCCCAGUAGAAAGGGAUUAGAAUCUCAAAAGUUUUUAAAAAUCAAUUUGAAGGAAUCAAAUUGCUCACGACAGUUUAUGAGAAGGAUGUUGCUGUAUUUUUUCCUGGCUGUGGAUCUUAGCUUGGCUGCUCCAUUGAACAGAGAUGUAUAUAAACUGCCACUCAGCGCCUUGGAAGAGUUAUCCAACAAAGGCACAACAAUUUUGGAAGCAGUGCUGAAGAAUGUUUUAUUAAAGUUAGAUGAAGUGACCAGGAACAGAGUUCACCACUUGGAAGAAUGCAAUUACUGCCCAGCAUGUCUGUUCAACAACUGUGGAAAUAGAGCUACCCAGUGUGGAGUCAUGCCUACCUCUGAGCCAAACUGUGACACUAUUUUAAGAGCAAACUUGCUGGAAUCUGAGUCUGAGCGCCAAUGGGAGCUGAGUAAGGCCUGUUGGUAUUAUCAGACGUACUGCCCAAAAGGAGGGCAUCGUAAGCUGAGCUGUCUGAAACAGAUGGAAGAACGCUGUCACGCCCGGAUAUUUCAGUGCAGUCAGACAGACAACAUGAAGAGCUUGAAUUCCAUGUUAAACUCAGAAAGGAAAGUCACUUGUGGUCAAAAAGCAGCGACAACCAAUUACACUGUUGCCAUGGGGAGGAUUGUUGGUGGGAACAGAGCAGCUCCUGGGAGCUGGCCAUGGCUGGUAUUGUUAAAACUGAAUGGAAAUGUGAUGUGUGGAGGCGUGUUGGUGCAACAUUCAUGGAUUAUGACAGCAGCACAUUGCUUCACAGGGAACAGAAAUGAGAAUUACUGGCAAGUAGUUGUUGGUGAAUAUGACUUGAAAAAGCAAGAUACUGAAGAAAGAAUUUUGCAAAUCAACCGGAUCAUCACACACCCCAAGUUUAACCAAAGGACGUUCAACAAUGACAUUGCCCUCCUGGAAUUGACUGUACCUAUAGCCAUAUCAGAACAUGUGAACUUUGUGUGUUUGCCAGAAAGCAUUGGAGAGCUUCCUCCUGGGACAAUGUGUUACAUUGCAGGCUGGGGAUCACUCUAUGAAGAUGGACCAUAUGCAGAUGUGCUAAUAGAAGCAAAAGUGCCUUUGCUGGGUCAGAGUACAUGUAGAUCUGCACUAGGAAAGGAGUUGGUCACCAGUCAAAUGUUUUGCGCUGGGUAUCUAUCCGGCAAUGUGGAUUCCUGCCAGGGAGACUCUGGAGGACCAUUGACCUGCAUGGAUCCUGUAUCUAAGCAAUAUUACUUGUAUGGGAUUACAUCUUGGGGUGAUGGCUGUGGACAGCCAGGAAAACCAGGGGUUUAUUCCAGGGUACCCAGUUUUAUAAACUGGAUUAACAAUGAAAUAAAAAAAUCUCCUGGAAGUCGAGAGCCAACCUGCUUUGACUUUCAUAAACUCUCAGAGAUGCAGGAUGCACAGCAAAAAUCUGAAGUUACCCGACUCUGUGCAUUCUAUCAUAGAUUCUGCCCACCUUUAUUGGGAACAACAGCUUGCAGUCGAUGCAUUGAGGAAAGAUGCAGAGGGAAAAUGAAAAAAUGUGAACUCGGGACAUUUUUGCAGAAAUUGCUGGACCUGCUUCACCCAGUGGAAGAAUUUUUCCGCAUUCGAGACAGUUUCUCCUUCUUUACAGAGACAAUCCCGAAAUUCAUGGAGAACAUUUACACAAACAUUUUUCCAUCCCAAGGGCAGCGCUUAGCAAAGCACGGGAAAGAAGAAUGGACACAAAGAAAAGAUCUGUUAGAAGAAAGAAAUGGACUGUCGCUGGAAACUAAUUUAGAGUUAAAUAUUCAGCAGAAUAUUAGCAACAGAACUGUAGAAAUGGGAACAAAAGAAGUUCAAAACUUGUUUAAAGGUAUUGGACCUGAUUUGUACAAUUGGAUGAAUUAUUUUACUAAGAACGCAGAUUUCCUUGACGUGGACAAAGAACAGAAUAAUACAGGCGUAAAAGAAGGGCAACUCUUUUUUCAGAAUUCCACAAUACAGAUGGAAUCUCUGAAAGAAGACAUUCAAAGUCUGUUGAGGAGUUUGAGCUCCCAGCCUGAGAUAGCUGAGCUACGAUCUGCCAUGCAGAAAAUUACACAUGAAGCAGAGAGAUUGUCUCCAACAUCUUUGAAGGAGAAUGGGCUAAAUUCAUCUAAAAAUAACUUAAGAGUGAAGAAACAAGGUGAUUUAAGUGUUGUACAAGACUCUGGGAUGUUUUUGAAAACCAAUGGUUGUCAGAGCAUCAAUGAAUCACUACUCAAUGUCAGUUUAUUGAUGGGUGAAUAUAAAUGGAUCCUAUCUAUACCAGUAGAGAAGUUGUCAAUGAGAUUUCAAGAGGUUCUGGUUGACAUGACUUCUAAAAACGAGAAAGGGCUAUUUAAAGCACGUGUAAAAGCUACAGUUGGAGGUCGCCUUGCCACUUUUAACAGUUUGGUUGGAUUGGAGAAUGGCUCCUUUUACAGAAGCAUGGCACGAGUUAUUGGCCAGGCCUUGGAUGUUUUACAAACGUAA